UGUGCAGUAAAGCUUAUUGAUCAAAUUCCGUGAAAUUACUUUUUUACUCUUUAACAUUGAUGAAGUUUUAUUGUUUGUUUUACUACUCAAAUUUUUUUUUUUUUUUUGGUACCAAUUCUGGUUUUGGUUAAAUUUAGGGUUUUUCUUGGAGAUUGAUUUGAGAUCUACAACCAAAAUGAUGUGGUCCCUACCAGUUUGACAAUAAUGGUUCCUCCUGAUUUCUGGAUUCAUACUUCAUGGGGAAGCCUUUUGUUUUUUGUAAGGUUAUUUGAUUUGGACCCCAGGGCAUAGCUUGGAAUUUCUAAUUUCAGAAGCUUUCUGAUUAACGUUUGCGGUGGCAUUGCCAUUUGACCCCAGAAUGAUGAAGUUAGAAUAGUCUUUCUGAAAAAUCAUUUUAGCAAAACAUAGUAGUUGGUCUGCUAGACAGCUGAUAGAAAUGGUAUAUCUGAAAGUUUCAGUUCCAGGUACUGAAAAGCUUCUUCUAAAUUGUGAUCUAUGAUGUGGUUCAUUUCUCUUCGAGGAACUUGAACUACAUGUUCUAAAUAUACCUGAUAUAUUCAAGUCAUCAGUACCUUGAUUCAGUGGAGCUGAUCACAAAGUGACCUGGUGGUGAUAUAUUGGUUUCACUUAAUCUCAAUUACAUGUGGUUCAAGAUUAAAACUAUUGAUGCAAACUGGUAAUGAGCAGAAAUGAAGAGAUGUUAUGCAGGCGUUUCAAUUGCAUCUUUGUUUAUGAUGGUUGUUCUGAUGUAUGGUGCCAUGAAAAGUUCUGUUGGGGAAUAUUAUCUUACUAGUUCCUUAACCUUCAAUAAAACUGAUUCUCUUGCAUGGGUGUAUUCUGGAGCUCCACCUGCAGUUCAGAAUCCAGAGAAUGAUUCUCAAGUAAUUUCUGCUGAUUCCAUUGCCUUCAGUCUCUUUGCUCAGAGGAACAUAUCCAAUGAAGAGGAACAAACUUUGCAGACAUGGAACCAUCUGAAACACUUAAUAGGCAAUACUCAGGUUUUACCCAAUGCGGUAGAGGCAAUUAAGGAAGCUGGACUUGCAUGGAGUAGCCUUAUGACUUCUGUUGAAGAGGAGAGACUUGCCUAUGCAAAUAACAGUUCACGUAAGAGAGGAAAAGAGAAACAAUGUCCCCAUUUUCUUAAUAAAAUGAAUGCCACAGAGCUUGAUAAUAGCGGCUUUAAGAUGCAGGUUCCUUGUGGCUUGACUCAGGGUUCUUCCAUUACUAUAAUUGGGAUGCCAAAUGGCCUUCUUGGUAAUUUUCGGAUGGACUUAACUGGUGAACCACUUCCUGGGGAGCCAGAUCCACCAAUUAUUUUGCAUUACAAUGUUAGGCUGCAUGGUGAUAAGAUAACCGAGGACCCUGUAAUUGUCCAAAAUACCUGGACUAUUGCUCAUGACUGGGGUGACGAGGAGCGCUGUCCAUCCCCCUCUCCUGAUAAGAAUAAGAAAGUGGAUGAGUUGGACCAGUGCAACAAGAUGGUGGGUAAAGAUGACAAUCGAGUAUUCAUGGCUAGCAGGCAUUCUAAUGGGUCAAGGAAGUCAUUAAUGGUCACUGAAGGAUCUAAAACCCGGAAAUAUUUUCCCUUUAAUCAAGGUUAUCUAUCUGUUGCAACACUUAGAGUGGGAUCAGAGGGAAUUCAGAUGACAGUUGAUGGAAAGCACAUAACAUCCUUUGCUUUUCGUGAAAGUUUGGAGCCGUGGCUGGUUAGUGAAAUAAGGAUUUCAGGAGACAUCAAAUUAGUUUCUGUCUUGGCCAGUGGUUUACCCACAUCAGAGGAUUUGGAGCAUAUUGUUGACUUAGAAGCACUCGUAUCACCUCCUCUUCCUUCUCGGAAACCUCUGGAUCUCUUUAUUGGUGUUUUCUCAACAGCAAACAAUUUUAAGCGCAGGAUGGCUGUUCGGAGAACUUGGAUGCAGUAUACUGCAGUGCGGUCAGGGGCUGUUGCAGUGCGAUUUUUUGUUGGUUUGCAUAAAAACCAGAUGGUGAAUGAGGAGCUUUGGAGUGAGGCACAGACAUAUGGUGACAUACAACUGAUGCCGUUUGUUGACUAUUACGGCCUGAUCACCUGGAAGACUGUAGCCAUCUGCAUAUUUGGGACGGAGGUUGUUUCCGCGAAGUUUGUCAUGAAGACAGAUGACGAUGCUUUUGUUCGUGUGGAUGAAGUGCUGGCUUCUUUGAACAGGAUCAACAGGAGUCGAGGGCUACUUUAUGGUCUCAUCAACUCAGAUUCCCGACCUCAUCGAAAUCCUGAGAGCAAGUGGUAUAUCAGUCCCAAGGAAUGGCCUGAAGAAACGUACCCUCCAUGGGCACAUGGCCCUGGUUAUGUUGUCUCACGUGACAUAGCAAAGGCAGUCUACAAAAGACAUAAAAAAGGCAAUUUAAAGAUGUUUAAGCUAGAAGACGUGGCAAUGGGUAUCUGGAUUUCAGAAAUGGUGAAGGGAGGUCUGAAAGUGAGGUAUGAGAAGGAAGAGAGGAUCUUUAACGAGGGUUGCAAAGAUGGUUAUGUUGUUGCCCAUUACCAAGCUCCCCGAGAGAUGCUCUGUCUAUGGCAGAAACUCCAAGAAACAAAACGAGCUAGAUGCUGCAGCAACUGAUAAAAGCACGAUUGUAUUGUUUAUGUUAUUGAAAGCUAGACGAAUAUUCUAAAGCUAAAAUCAUGAAAGCUAGCUUGUAACAGAGAUUCAGAACACUAGAGGAUGAAUAGAGGGGAAGAAGGUUAUACGAAAGCAUUUCAUAUUAUUAACUAAGAAAAUCAUAAUUAGUAGUGCAUUGAUAGGACUAUUUUUUAGAAUUUGGUAUGAUAUAUGUUGUAUAUUAGGAUGACAUUGGCGGAUGUGUAUCAUAAGAGAGAGAGAGAGAGAGAGAGAGAGAGAGAGAGAUGUACCUUGUAUAGAGUCUCUAGCACCCAUUACUUGCAUGUCAUUGACGAUCUUACCGAGUAGAUUGCAUCAGUUUUUGCUCUUCGGUUUAUUGGUGCCCAUACGUCUUUACUUAAUACGAAGUAGGUCGCAGUUUUGUGUA
Cornus florida is the source of this 3024-nucleotide messenger RNA. RefSeq names its product beta-1,3-galactosyltransferase GALT1. NCBI's taxonomy places the organism in Eukaryota, Viridiplantae, Streptophyta, Magnoliopsida, Cornales, Cornaceae. Gene Ontology annotation, molecular function: carbohydrate binding; UDP-galactose:N-glycan beta-1,3-galactosyltransferase activity. Gene Ontology annotation, cellular component: Golgi membrane. The record is from RefSeq and is a predicted model, not a curated record. Bases 690 to 2597 code for a protein of 635 amino acids. The transcript has 8 exons.